Messenger RNA from Racocetra fulgida, 225 nucleotides. NCBI's taxonomy places the organism in Eukaryota, Fungi, Glomeromycota, Glomeromycetes, Diversisporales, Gigasporaceae. The record is from the annotation of a GenBank genome assembly.
AUGCUCUUGGAUGAUAAUGACAAUAGCGAAUCUGAUAUCAACAAAGAAGAUAGUAAUGAUGAAGAUAGUAAUGAUGAUCAGGACAAUUAUUGGGACUGGGAUCCUAAAAAACAUAUACCGGAUGGGAUUAUCAAAGACAUUUUGGCAUUUGGAACAAAAAUACAUAAUGCACUCUUGGAUGCUUUAGCCAAUCCUGUGAAAGGUUGGGAUCUCAAUAAUUAUUGA